GCAGUCUCACCAAGGUUAGGUGUUCCACCAGCUCCUGUCAAAAAUAGCAUUUGGUCAAGUCCUUAUAUAAGAUAUGGUCUCCCACUAGGUUUGCUAGCUACAGCAGGAGCAGUUAUGAUGUUGAAAAGAAAUAAAGCAAAUGUUGUAAAUAAUACUGAAGUAGCUGAAGUUAAACAAACUCCGACACCUUCGCCAAAACCAACGUCAAAACCAACACCUUCACAAACAACACCUUCAAUGACUCCUGAACCUAUGGAAGUACAAACUCCUGUUCAAAAGUCAACUCCUAAACCGACUCCAACAUUUAAACCAGAACCUACUCCUCAAAUAAAUCGUAAAACUCCUGCGUUUCCUUACUGA
Messenger RNA from Trichomonas vaginalis G3, 360 nucleotides. RefSeq names its product repellent protein 1 family. The annotation marks the transcript as partial. The record is from RefSeq and is a predicted model, not a curated record. The transcript has a single exon. Lineage: Eukaryota; Parabasalia; Trichomonadida; Trichomonadidae.